Priapulus caudatus is the source of this 1977-nucleotide messenger RNA. Its product is annotated as zinc finger MYM-type protein 1-like. Lineage: Eukaryota; Metazoa; Priapulida; Priapulimorpha; Priapulimorphida; Priapulidae. Bases 1 to 1977 code for a protein of 658 amino acids. The record is from RefSeq and is a predicted model, not a curated record. The transcript has a single exon.
AUGGCAACGAUUAAGGAUUAUUUCCGCAUGAAGACAAGUGUUACAGAGAGUCAACCGGAAACUACUGGAAAUGGAGAAUCAGAACUUGAGUCUGUUCCACCUGAUGUAUUAUUAAACAAUUGCGACCGUGACGAUGUCAGUGAUGACAGUGAUACUAAGCUGAGUGACAGUAGUGACAGCGAUGAAGAUGAAGCAGCUCCCUCUACUUUGAAGGACUCUAUGGAUAAAGGCAUCCCUCAGCUGGCAGAGGAGAAAGAAGUACCCGGACCAAAUGACAUCUCAAAAAAGCCAUCCGAUGGACCUUAUCAGCCAAAACUGCAUAGUUAUCCUCGGACUCAAUAUGGAGACAAACAACGAUCGUUUUGUCAAGAAUGGUUCAAUACAAAUCCGUGGUUGGAAUAUUCACAAAGUACAGACAGUGUAUACUGUUUUGCGUGUCGGCACUUCUCAUCUCCAUCCGGAAAUAUGGAGAAGUCAUUCACGAAUACUGGGUACUCCAACUGGAAGAAGGCAGUCGGGAAAUCUGGAGGAUUUGCUAAGCACACCCACGCAGACUACCACAAAGAUGCUGUGGUUGCUUGGAAAGAAUGCACUCAGAUGCAAGAAGGGGGAACCUCUGUUGCGCAAAUGCUGAACACAGGAUACCAAACUGCAGUGAAAAAAAAUCGUCAUUUCAUUAAAACUCUCGGACAGGUCAUUUUGGUAACUUGUACUCAAAAGUUGGCACAACGUGGACACGCAGAACAACCUGGAGCUGGCAACCCUGGGAAUGUUUUGAAAAUUCUUGAAUUAGUAGCAUCCCAUGACGACAUCAUCAAAGAACGUCUGGCGAGUGGACCAAAAAAUGCGAAGUACACAAGUCCGGAGAUUCAAAACGAAAUGAUACUCACCUUUGCCGAAAUCAUCCGAAAGGAGAUCAUACAGGAAGUUAAGGAUGCUGGAGUAUUCUCCAUACUUGUUGAUGAAAGUAAAGAUGUGUCAAAACAAGAACAGAUUUCUCUUGUAAUAAGGUACUUCUAUGAUGGGGAAAUUCGAGAGAGUUUCUUGGAGUUCAGGGCCGCAUUUCAGCUGGAUGCUGAAUCGCUGACAAAGUCGAUCUUUGACAUUCUAAAGAGCCAUGGAGUUGACUUCCAACGAAACCUGGUUGGACAGGGAUACGACGGAGCCUCUGUCAUGAGCGGCAAGAUAAGCGGUGUCGCAGCUCGAGUUAGGAAGGAAGCCAAGUAUGCAUACUAUGUACAUUGUCAUGCACAUCGGCUGAACUUGGUUCUUGUGGAUGUAACCAAAGGCAUAGCAGAUGCAGCUAACUUCUUCUCCUUGCUAGAAAAAGUCUACGUGUAUGUAAGUGGAUCAUAUGUUCACUCAAAAUGGAUAGAGAUUCAGAAGGAAAUGUAUCCUGGUCAGCCUACAAGAGAACUGAAACGGCUAUCCGACACACGCUGGGCCUGCAGAGUAGACGCAUGCCGGGUGAUAAGAGAUCGGUUCCCAGCACUCAUACGCCUCCUGGAGGAAAUAGGAAACGAAACACAUGCUGACCGGGCGGUUGACGCCAGGGGACUGUUGGGACAGAUCAAUGCCGAAUUUCUGAUGAAGCUUCCAGUAAUCACAAGCAUACUUAUGGAGACAAGUAGAUUGCCCAUCAUGUUUCAGUUAUCCGAUGUUGACCUAGGUAAAGCAGCAGAGUUGACAGAGACUCUGAUUGCAGAUCUGCAGGAGAUGCGGUCCGAUCCCCAGCCAUUCAACAAUCUGUGGGACGAGGUCCAGGUUAUUGUGAGAGAUCACGGCUUUGAUAUUGAGGACGUAGACCCAUCGCGUAGAAAGAGGAAGCGUAAACUACCAAAGAGAUUAGAAGAGGCUACCCUCCUCGAGCCUCUCGCCGGAUCAUCAAUAUCAUCAACAGAUGAACUUGAGGACUCAGUAAAGGACAAAGGACGGAGUUUUACUGCCAGGUUCUUAACAGAAUGCUGGCAGAGUUGA